AUGAGCGCAUCGACCGCGAACGAAACCCAUACAGUUACUAUUGGAAGUUGGGAUAUAUUCCUUAAAAAUGGCGAGACUCAGGAACAGAGACUUGGGGCAACAAUCGUGACGUCACAUGCCAACAAAACCUGGGAUGACAUUGCUGUGAUCCGUCGGUAUCAUUGGUAUCAUUUGGCGAUGACAUACGACGGUCAAACGAUCAAUUUCUAUCUCAACAAUCACCUUGUGUUAAGCGACUCCCAGUGUUGUCAUGGUGACAUCGUCAGCACAAAUACCGACGUUGUGAUUGGUCGAAAUUACAAUGAAGUAUCUUUCGAAGUACAUAUUGACGAAUUGAAAUUGUUUAAAAAAGCGCUCACUGCUCGGGAGAUUACGAAGUUGUACCAGCUAAAAGUUGUUUAA
Messenger RNA from Paramuricea clavata, 402 nucleotides. Lineage: Eukaryota; Metazoa; Cnidaria; Anthozoa; Malacalcyonacea; Plexauridae. The record is from the annotation of a GenBank genome assembly.